GCUGGGGAGGGACUUUGGAGGAAGGCAAAGGGAAGGAGAAGAGGGAGAAGAGGCCAGGCUCUUUCCUUCCUGUCCCCCCGGCCCUAAAGCCAAGGGACACGGCUCAAGGGUAUUUCACACUGCUUUGCUGAAGAGGGAGCUGCUGCUCGGGUAGAUUUGCGGGAGGAAUUUGACCCCACUAGCUCUGCUUUGGCGCAAAUGAAUCCUGGGAUGUGUAGUUUGGUGAGGCACCAGCCCUGCUUGGCGGAGAAAACUAAAGGCCUUGGGAAAGUACGGCUCCCAGGAGUCCCUCGCAGUGAGCCAUGGCAAACUGCAUUAAUUUCACAGUGUAACUUCAAAAUUAUAUACAGCCUUUUGUAGUCUUGAGGGUGUCUCCACAAUAAACUUGCCAGACAGUGCUCAGUCCACCUUGUUCUUUAUACUGAUGGAGGCCAAAAUGAAUGUUCUUUAAGCUGCUCCUGGAUAUUACCUAAAUUUGGAGGAAUGUGGGCUGUCCGAAACGUGUAUAGAUCUUCAGCACAAUGGUGCAACUUCAAACAGUGUGGGCCACAAAGUACUCUGCAACUUAAAAUCCAAGACUAUGGCAGUAAAACUGAUAGCAGCUGCAUUUCACAAGAUUUCCACCCCUUAUCCACAUACAGUGUAUCCAUAGGUCAGUAUGCACGGUUGAUAAUGGAUAUGGCAGAGGCUGCCAAUGGGGACGAGGACAAGAUUGCUUAUGACAAAGCAUCAAAGGCACCACAAGGUGGAAGACAUCAUGAGAUGGAAGCCAAAAUGAAACAUAUCAACUUGUCCUUUGCAGCCUGUGGGUUUCUGGGGAUAUACCACCUGGGGGCAGCAUCUGCUCUUUGCAGACAUGGUAAGAAGUUACUGAAGGUUGUCAAGGCCUUUGCCGGAGCUUCUUCUGGAUCUUUGGUUGCUACUGUUCUUUUAACAGUGCCAGAAAAUAUAGAGGAAUGUACAAAAAUUACCUAUGAAUUUGCAGAAGAUACUAGGAAACUGUAUCUGGGAGCCCUCACACCAGGCUUUGAUCUCAUGGGAAAACUUAGGGGCUGCAUUGAUUCGAUUCUCCCUCCUAAUGCUCAUGAGAUAGCAGAAAAUCGCCUCUUUGUAUCAGUCACUAGUGCUAAAAAUGGAAAGAACCAUUUGCUUUCAAAUUUUGCCUCCAGGGAGGAUCUUGUUAAGGUCCUCCUAGCCAGCAGUUUUAUUCCUUUGUAUGCAGGAAUCAAUGCAGUGGAUUAUAAAGGACAGAAAUGGAUUGAUGGUGGUUUAACCGAUGGCCUCCCUAUUCUGCCAAUGGGCCGAACUGUGACUGUUUCUCCCUUUUCUGGACGACUAGAUAUCUGUCCACAAGACAAAGGGCGGAUGGAUGUCUAUGCUAAAGUUGCAAAACAAGACUUAAAGUUGUCCACUGCAAAUUUUGUAAGACUUCACCAGGCUCUGUUUCCUCCAGGCCAGGAGAAAAUGGAAUCACUCUACCAGGAAGGAUAUGAUGAUGCCAUACAUUUUUUACUGAAGGAAAACUGGUUUGAAUAGAUUAUGUGAGUCGAAAAUUAACAGUGUCUGAUGGCUGUCAAAGCAAAGCUACAAACGCUCCACAGAGCCCACGGGAUUGCUGUCACGAUUUCUGUUUAUCUAAAAUGAAUGCCAUAGGACUUGCAUCUGUCGCUGUCAAACAAGUGUUUAUAUUUAGGUGUGUUGGAUGGAAUUGGUAAACAGGUUCAAAUGCAACGGAAUUGGACUUAAUGUAGUAAGCAAUUCUGCUUUUUAAAAAGGAUUGAUUUUGGACUUUGUUUUGGAGGGGAUUUUUUUUCCAAUUGUUUUUGUUCCCAUACAGCAUGCAAGUAUAAUUCAACAAAUUUUAUUUGUUCAUAUUAGUACGAUUUGAGAUUUAUGCUCAGAUUACAGACAGAAAAUAUGAACUGUCAGCAGAGAGUUACUUGUGUUCUUUCACAAUUAAUCCUGUUGGCAUGCCCAUUAAUUGACUUAUUCAUUUUCAUUUUUAAAUCCAGUUGUCGUCGUCCCCCUCCCCUGCUGGUGUACUCUCAAGCAUGAACUCUAAUUACAAAGAAGCUGUGGGAAACAAAACAGCUUAAUUGCAUAUCUUUUAAUUGCUAUGCAUGUGUGUUUUGCUAUUAGUACAUCUUGUUCUUUAAAUAAAUUCCAUAACUUUUAAAAUUUU
Molecule: messenger RNA, 2182 nt
Organism: Anolis sagrei ordinatus
Lineage: Eukaryota; Metazoa; Chordata; Lepidosauria; Squamata; Anolidae
Gene: PNPLA4
Product: patatin like phospholipase domain containing 4
Biological process (GO): lipid homeostasis; triglyceride catabolic process
Cellular component (GO): lipid droplet; cytoplasm; membrane
Molecular function (GO): retinyl-palmitate esterase activity; triacylglycerol lipase activity
Source: RefSeq, a predicted model, not a curated record